Messenger RNA from Hansenula ciferrii, 927 nucleotides. Its product is annotated as Serine hydrolase. The transcript is spliced from 2 exons. The coding region runs from base 1 to 927 and encodes 308 amino acids. The record is from RefSeq and is a predicted model, not a curated record. NCBI's taxonomy places the organism in Eukaryota, Fungi, Ascomycota, Saccharomycetes, Phaffomycetales, Wickerhamomycetaceae.
AUGUCGACUAUCAGUUCUGGAAAUACACUGGUCACAAAGAAUAUCAAAAUGUCCAUUCCUUAUCAAAUCAAAGAUGGGAAACAACCAAGAAUAAUUGAAUUGACAACAGCAGAAUCAAGUUACUCUGGUGAAGUCUGGCCCAUUGAUAAUGACCAAAAAUAUAAAGGUAGAGUUCUCCUACUUCCAAAUCCAGGUGAAGAUGUGAAGCUGUAUCAUAAACUUAUUGAUUUAUUAGGUUCAACUGGGUACGAAACAUUAUUUGUACCUACAAAAGAAGUUUACAAAACAGAUACAGAUAUCUAUAGAGAGAUUAAUAGAAUAUUGGAACUUUGUAUUUCAGAUCUUGAUUCACAAUCCUAUGUUACAACUCAUAAACUUCAUAUCAUUGGUCAAUUCAUAAUAGCUUCAAGAGUAAUAGCAUACGGUGUUAAAGGUCAUUAUAAACAUAGAAUUAAAAGUGUCAUUGCAAUUAAUCCAUUUCUAAGUCCAAAAAAAUCAUUUGAUAAUUUAACAUCACAAACUACAACUUCAAUCCUCAGUAAAAUUUCAUCAACAAAUACAUCAAAAUUCCCACUCAAAUAUGAACAUUUAACAAGUGAUAAACAUUGGCUAGAUUAUUUAAAAGAACAUGAUUAUAAUUUUUCAAAGAUACGGUCUAAUUAUUUGAAAGAAAUUUUACACAUUUCUCAUGUCUUACAAUUACCUAAAAAAUAUGCUGAUUUUAGUAUUAAGAAUGUUUUAUUAAUUCAAUCAGAACAAGAUCCAGUUUCUAAGCUUAUUGGUCUUCAAAAUUUUUAUAAUAAUUGUCCCAGUGAAAAUAUCAACAUUUUGGUAUAUCCAGAGGGGAAAAAUAACUUGAUUAUAGAAACUGAUGACAUUUUCAAACAAUUGAGUUGUGAUAUUAUCAGUUGGUUAGCUCAUAAUUGA